GAUCUUUUCCUAUCGACUGCGCAGAAUCAUUCCAAGUGAACGGCUGGCGAAGGCGAAUGACUUCGCCGUUUCGAAGGGGAGGUAGACCAAAUCGAGGAUCUAUUGUGAGAGAGGAUGGGUCAGAAUCAAUCUGGGACUGGUGGCAGUGGUGGUGACAAGAAAGAUGACAAAGACAAAAAGAAAAAAUAUGAGCCACCAAUUCCAACGAGAGUGGGCAAAAAGAAGAGACGUAUUAAAGGGCCGGAUGCAGCCCUCAAAUUACCCCAAGUAACUCCUCAUACACGUUGUAGGCUGAAACUAUUGAAAAUGGAGCGUAUAAAGGAUUAUUUGCUGAUGGAAGAAGAGUUCAUUAGGAAUCAGGAGCGCCUGAAGCCACAGGAAGAGAAGAAUGAGGAAGAAAGAUCCAAGGUGGAUGAUCUCCGUGGUACUCCUAUGUCCGUUGGAACAUUGGAAGAAAUAAUCGAUGACAAUCAUGCAAUAGUGUCUACUUCGGUUGGCUCCGAACAUUAUGUAUCCAUCUUGUCAUUUGUAGACAAGGAUCAAUUGGAACCUGGUUGUUCUGUGCUGUUGAACCAUAAAGUUCAUGCCGUUGUUGGUGUCUUAGGAGAUGAUACAGAUCCUAUGGUUACAGUGAUGAAGCUUGAAAAGGCUCCUCAAGAAACUUACACUGAUAUCGGAGGUCUUGAUACCCAAAUUCAGGAGAUUAAAGAAUCUGUAGAAUUACCAUUGACUCAUCCAGAAUAUUAUGAGGAAAUGGGUAUUAAGCCUCCAAAGGGUGUGAUACUUUACGGUCCACCUGGUACAGGAAAAACCUUGUUAGCCAAAGCUGUGGCCAAUCAAACAUCAGCUACAUUCUUGAGAGUUGUCGGUUCUGAACUUAUACAGAAAUAUUUAGGAGACGGCCCAAAACUCGUGAGAGAACUUUUCAGAGUUGCUGAGGAACAUGCUCCAUCUAUUGUCUUUAUAGACGAGAUAGACGCAGUAGGAACGAAAAGAUAUGACAGCAAUAGUGGUGGAGAAAGGGAGAUUCAGAGAACCAUGUUAGAAUUGCUUAAUCAACUGGAUGGUUUCGACAGUAGAGGCGAUGUGAAAGUUGUUAUGGCUACUAAUAGAAUAGAAACCUUGGAUCCUGCUUUAAUUAGACCGGGUCGAAUUGACAGGAAAAUAGAAUUCCCACUACCAGAUGAAAAAACUAAAAGAAGAAUUUUCAAUAUUCAUACGAGUAGAAUGACAUUGGCGCCUGAUGUGAAUCUCGCGGAGUUAAUCAUGGCAAAGGAUGAUCUUUCCGGUGCAGAUAUCAAGGCAAUAUGUACUGAGGCUGGUUUAAUGGCUUUACGUGAACGACGUAUGAAAGUUACCAGUGACGAUUUCAAAAAGUCCAAGGAAAGCGUGUUGUACCGAAAGAAAGAAGGUUCUCCUGAGGGAUUAUAUUUAUAAAAGAAACAUUUAUUGUUAAUAAUCUGUAUGAUUAAGUCGCGGAGUUAUCCGGACGUUAAUAAAAAUUUCUAUAUAGGAAAUAAAAUUAAUCUUUUAUAACAAUA
Molecule: messenger RNA, 1541 nt
Organism: Pogonomyrmex barbatus (red harvester ant)
Lineage: Eukaryota; Metazoa; Arthropoda; Insecta; Hymenoptera; Formicidae
Gene: Rpt2
Product: 26S proteasome regulatory subunit Rpt2
Molecular function (GO): ATP binding; ATP hydrolysis activity
Source: RefSeq, a predicted model, not a curated record